Molecule: messenger RNA, 1480 nt
Organism: Tigriopus californicus
Lineage: Eukaryota; Metazoa; Arthropoda; Copepoda; Harpacticoida; Harpacticidae
Product: CD82 antigen-like
Exons: 7
Coding region: 462-1241 (259 amino acids)
Cellular component (GO): membrane
Source: RefSeq, a predicted model, not a curated record
GGUGGUAAAAUAUGACAAAAACACAUUGAAGAAGCUCUGCUUUGGCCCGUGCAAUCUCAUCGACGGAAAACACACGAGGCUUGUUGUAGUAAUCCAUAGCGCGAGCACUACGUUCCCUACGUACGUACGUUUUGUACUUGCAUGACUGAAAUGAUAUUGGCCCAGAGUCACACUUGAAUUCAGAGACGAACGAGCACGUAAAAUUCGUCGUCUUCAGUUGGAAAUUGGACGUCGAAGUGAAUGCCAGCGGAUAGUCAUGAACUAAGUGUGAGACUUUUUCUUUUGUGUGGUGUGCGAAAUUGUUGAUCGCUUAUUCGGACCAGAAAAGAUGGGAAAUUCAUGUCGGAAAGAGAAACUGUGAAAACCAAAGAGAUCUCUUCAGAUUGUUUAAUAGCAUCCCUGGACAACAGACAGCGAAACAAACGCACUCAAAGUGGUCAAAGUGAUCGGAAUCAGACACUAUGAAACGAUCCGUGUCUCAAAUGGGAUGGUUGAGGCACGUGCUCACCAUUUUGGCCGUAACCAUAUUUAUCUUGGGAUGUACCAUCAUUGGAUACAUGGCUUGGGUGUUGGCCUCCUCAGUCACAGUCAGUCGAUUUCUCGAAGGAACACUGAUAUUCACCUAUGUUGUCAUAGGCUUCGGCUUCACAUUGUUCUUCUCCGGUCUAAUCGGCUGGGUUGGCGGCACCUCGGAGAGCACGUGUCUCGUUCGAUUAUUUCUCAUGGCCGUGGUGGUCACUAUUCUAGCCGAAGUGGGAGGAAUCAUUGCCCUAAGUGUCAUAAGGAUUCGAUUCGGGGAUAUCGUCCAAUCCGGUUGGGAUGAGCUCAAUCAAGGCACCCGCAACAUAGUCCAAUCAAAACUCAACUGUUGUGGUUGGGAAGGUCCUAAGGACUUUGCCUACAACAACGAACCCAUCCACGAAUCGUGUUAUGAGAGGGUUCAAGUGGGGAAUAGUGGGAUUUGGAAUCGAAGGUCGGAGGAAGAAGCGGCUCCAGUAAAGAAAAUGAAGCAGGACGGUUGUGGCGAGAAGUUGCACGGAUGGUUCGUGGAAAAUAAAAUCACCUGGGUCACUUUCUUGGCUUCGAUUGUGGCUUUACAAAUCAUGUGCUGCGGCAUCGCCAUGUAUAUCUUGUCCAGAGUGAAGAAAAUGAACAAAUUAAGGAAAUCUCGGACGAUCUCGAAGCGACGUCUCUACGAUUCCGGAUCGGAAGGAAGCAACGACUAUCGCCAACGUAUCUAGAGGGGAGCCUUUACAAAUAUGAAUCCUCCUACAAAAAUCCAGAGGACGAAGAAGAUGUGUUGUAUGAAACGUGCAAUUGCCCCCAAAUUGGAACCAGUCAGACCAGAAAGAUACAACUCAACCAAAUCUUCUAUAACCAAGUUCUUGCCCCGUCCGCAAAAAAGGACGAGCUUUAAAUGAAUAAUGCAUACUUACAAAUGACUGAACAUACCUUGUAAAUAGACCAACUUUAAAUGAAA